Molecule: messenger RNA, 1089 nt
Organism: Iphiclides podalirius (scarce swallowtail)
Lineage: Eukaryota; Metazoa; Arthropoda; Insecta; Lepidoptera; Papilionidae
Source: the annotation of a GenBank genome assembly
AUGUUAUCAAAUAAAUCGAACAAAUCACUCAAUGGAAAAGAGGAAGAAAAGGCGUUUUCACGGUCAUGUACACUGUCCAAACAAUUUGUGGAUAACUUCCAGACUAUUCUGCCGAGAAUAAUUGAUGAUUGCCUGUCGAAAGGAUCUCUUUUAGAUAAUGCGGAUAUGAAAGCUCGUAUCAAAAAAAUGUCAUUGUACUAUACUCUAGAGACGAAACCACUUUUGGGCGAGCUAAUGCUAUAUGCCUUCGAAAUUCUUAACGGUGAUGAAAGUCCGAACGAAGAAUUACGACAGAAAGCUUAUGUGUUGGCAUGCGUUUUGGAAUUGGGUAUAUCUUAUUUCUUAUUCAUCGAUGAUAUAGAGGAUGAGAGCAAAGUGCGUUUCAGUAAGCCCUGCUGGUAUUUUUUGCCGGACGUUGGCUCGUUGGCCAUGAAUGACUGCAGUAUUCUUCGGAGUGUCAUCCAUGAACUGUUACGACAAAACUUCCCCGCAUCGAUGUAUUUGCAAUUAAUUAAUUUUGUCAAUAAGAUAUAUAUUGUAACAGCAAUUGGCCAACACAUGGACAUAGCAUUAGCAAGUAAAAGAAACUAUGACAACUAUACGAUGGACAAUUAUUGCUCCAUGGCGGUAAAUAAACAGAUAUUUGCUAUAAAAGGGCCGAUAGUGUUCGCUCUUCUUUUGGCAAAUAAAGCCACAGAUGUAUUUAUGCAUCAAGUGCAAGAUAUUUCCAUGGAUAUAGCCAUUCUUCUGCAAAUUCAGAACGACUUGAUGGAUUUAAAUUGCGAUGGGUUGAAAUCUUCCACCGAUAUUCAGAAAGGUAAAUGUUCCUGGCUAGCAGUUAAGGCACUGGAAAUAUGCAAUGAGAAGCAGCGCAGUAUUUUUGAAAAAUGUUAUGGAAGCUGGGAUCCAAAUCAUGUAAAAGUGAUUCAGGAACUAUACGAAGAAUUAAACUUAUCACAAUUGUUUUUUGAAGAAAAGCAGACUCGACAUGAAGCGUUUCUGAGGAAUAUAAAGGAGCUGACGCCAAAUAUUAUACCUGGUGUAAACUUCUACCAAAAACUCUUCAAGUUACUCGUUGAUUUAAAGAUA